Molecule: messenger RNA, 1506 nt
Organism: Fomitiporia mediterranea MF3/22
Lineage: Eukaryota; Fungi; Basidiomycota; Agaricomycetes; Hymenochaetales; Hymenochaetaceae
Product: MFS general substrate transporter
Exons: 8
Coding region: 1-1506 (501 amino acids)
Biological process (GO): basic amino acid transport; transmembrane transport
Cellular component (GO): fungal-type vacuole membrane
Molecular function (GO): basic amino acid transmembrane transporter activity
Source: RefSeq, a predicted model, not a curated record
AUGCAGAUAGUUCCUCUAGGCCUUGGAGUAUUCCUCGCAGCCAUGGACCAGACCGUCGUCGCUUCGUCAUACGCGUCAAUCGGUAGUGAGCUCAAGCAACUACAGAGCACAAGUUGGGUUGCGACGGGUUAUAUGCUUACGCUCACGUCCUUUCAGCCGCUUUAUGGAAAGUUGAGUGAUAUCUUCGGCCGGAAGCAAUGCCUUCUCUUCGCCUUCUCCGUCUUCGGCGUUGGAUGUUUGUUUUGUGGAUUGGCGAGGAAUAUGAAAGAGUUGAUCGGAGCACGCGCCAUACAAGGUCUUGGAGGUGCUGGGAUAUCGACUGUUAUAACGAUCCUAGUUUCGGACGUCGUCCCGCUGCGUUCAAGAGGAACAUGGCAAGGUGUACUCAACAUUAUAUUUGCGACCGGUGCAGCGGUAGGUGCUCCAUUGGGUGGUAUUCUCGCAGAUGGGAUUGGUUGGCGAUGGGCUUUCUUAUUGCAGGUGCCCAUGACUUCCCUCGCCUUCAUCAUCAUCUUUUUCGCUUUCCAUUUGCCUGGUGGUAGAGACCAUCAAACAGACCUCAUGUCAAAACUCCGACGCAUUGAUUUCUUGGGAGCAUUUACCCUAGUCUGUGGUGUACUGUCUCUACUCGUAGGUCUCGAUCGUGGCGGGAACGUUUCUUGGCGCGAACCAAUCACUGUCAUCUCCCUCUCCAUCUCUUUUGUAUUUCUGGCCUUCUUCGGCCUCACCGAGACGCGACUAGCUGCAGAACCUUUCGCUCCCGCUCGCGUACUCGCACAUUCAUCCCUCAUCGCUGCAUACCUAUGUAAUCUCUUCUGUAUAGCUGCAGCUAUUUCUGUCGUUUUCAAUGUUGCGUUAUACUUGCAAGCCGCAAGUGGAGCCAGUGCAGCUCAAGCAGGACUGGGGUUAGUCCCUUCCGUGCUUGGAGGUGUUACAGGAAGUCUCGGUUGUGGGCUUAUCAUGCAACGUACUGGGAAGUAUUAUUGGCUUACGGUUGGGAUGUAUGUUGCGCAGUUUGUUGGGACGGUUGUUCUUACGGCUGGGACUCUGUUGAAGAAGGGUUCGAUAGGGAUAGGUGUUGUUGAGGCUGGGCUUGUGGUGCAAGCUCUUGGAAAUGGAGCUGGAGUUACGACUACUCUCAUUGCUAUUAUCGCGAAUGCAGCUCCGGAGGAUCAAGCAAUCGCAACUGCUAUAUCGUAUUUAUUCCGUUCUAUGGGCUCUGUUCUCGGUAUAUCCAUCGGCAGCACACUCGUCCAAAAUACCCUUAGAAAAUACCUCCAUGAGCGGCUAAAGGGACAUGAUGUAGACGUAGACGAGAUCGCCGACCGUGCCCGCUCAUCGCUCGCUUCUCUUGCAUCUCUGCCACCCAAAAUCCAAGAUAUUGUUCGUGGAUCGUACGCUGAGGCUAUCCGCUCUGCUUUCAUAUUUUCUGUUGUCCUUGCUGCUCUUGCUUUGGUUAGUUCGUUCUUUAUUCGUGAGAAGCCACUUGUGCGGAAAUCGACGUAA